Messenger RNA from Durusdinium trenchii, 858 nucleotides. NCBI's taxonomy places the organism in Eukaryota, Dinophyceae, Suessiales, Symbiodiniaceae. The record is from the annotation of a GenBank genome assembly.
AUGUUCGACAGGAGACUGUUGCAGUCGCCGCUUGGUGACUUGGUUGUAGGAAUGAGACGGUUGGAGCCUUCGAAGUCAUGGCAGAGCAGUAUGCCAGCUUUCGGGAGCCCUGGCAUUUGUGAUGCAGACAUCAGCCAAUAUGUGGAUCCUAAGCCCUUAUCUCGACGGCCCAUCUUCUUGAUGACAUGUCGUGGUGAGCUGGGCCUCCCCUACAAGCCCAAUGCGGGCAUGUCGGGACGCGAGGGCGUGAAGCGAGGCGCCUACGUGGUCCAUGACUGCUUCGACAUCCCCACUGGCACCUCCCACGGGAGCCAUACCCUGCCAACGGGCUCGAAGGUCCCUGACAUCAUCCUCAUCGGUAGCGGGCAAGAUGUUGGACUAUGUAUGCAGACGAAGGAAUUGCUGCUCAAGUGGUCCAGUGCCUUCUACGAGCAACUUCACAUCAGCUUUGAUGGGCCUAUCCCAUUGCCGAUUUCAGUGAAUCAGCCGUGCUUAAAGAUACGAAUCGUCUCCAUGCCCUGCUGGGAGCUGUUUGAUGAACAAGAUCAAGAGUACCAGGAGUCUGUCCUGCUGUCCAAUUAUACAGACGUGCUUUCCAUCUAUGUGGAGAAAGCUGCUACGAAGAACACCGGGCACGACAAGUAUGCGCAAUACAGCGUCUUGAUGCCUUCCUUUGGACUCUCUGGAAAAGGUGCUGAUGUCGAGCGAAAGCUCGAAUUUACUGCAGAUUUUGUGGCCUCAAAGGUCUGGGCCGCAUGGCUUGAACGUGGCCGACAUGUACCGCAGCAAGCUGAUACUGGAGACCGCGGCUUUAGCACUUGGGUGUCCCGCAUGCAUCGGCGCGCUGGAGGCAACUGA